AUGGUGUCAACGCCUAUUCGUGUCUGUGUAUUGGUAUGCUCAUAUGAGGGGUCUGAUAGUGAGCUAAAGGAAUACGAAGGCGAACUCGUUCAGACACCACAACAUUAUUUUACUAAAGCAGAUGAAAAUGAGUUUGUAUUUACACUUGUUUAUGUGAAGAAGGCAACCGCGUACCGUCAAAUUCGUCAACUCGUAAAAUCUGGUGAUUAUGAUGUGUUUUAUAAUCAAUGUGAUGGUGCUAUUGAUGAGGAUAAGGCAGGAGUUGAUGUGGUGCUGGCGCUUGAAAGCUUUAACGUUCCCUUCACUGGUGCUAUUUCUAAAUAUUAUGAACUCUCCAAACCAGAGAUGAAACGUGUGGCCCAUUACUGCCGUAUUGCCACUGCACGUCAUGCUGUAAUAGAGAUUGGGGAUGAUGUGGAGAAGUUGUGCGCCCCCCUUCGAUUUCCGCUGAUUAUUAAACAUAUCUCUGGAUACAGUAGCGUUGGUAUGGACAAAUCAUGUAAAGUGCAUGAUAUGCGUUUGUUGGUGGAUCGUGUGGGUCCUUUUCUCGAGCAGUAUCAAACGGCACUUGUGGAGGAGUUUAUUACUGGCGAUGAGGCGACGGUGUUGGUGUGCGCCGACUCUACACAGCCGGGGGGAAUCCGUGUGUUUCCACCCGUGAUGGUGCAGUUCCCUGAAGGAGAGGACUUCAAACACUUUCAUCUCAAGUGGGAGACGUAUGAGGGAAUGAAUUGGCGCGUGAUGCCGAAUGAUGAUCCCGCACUGCAAGACAUUAUUCGCAUCGCCCGCAUAUCAUUUCUACACAUGAUGGGAGGCGUUGGCUACGGACGUGUGGAUGUGCGUAUUGACCGUGCAAAUCAAACUGUUGUGUUUUUAGAGAUCAAUCCCAACUGUGGUAUUAUGUAUCCAUACGGACAAGAAGGUUCUGCUGACUGGAUUCUUCGAUUAACACCUGAUUUUAAACAAAAAGAAUUUGCAAAAGUGCAAAUACGGGAAGCCUUAACACGUUGUGCUCGUAAUAAACCGUUAUUUCGAUCUGCAUAUGAUCCUAUUCGGGAAUAUUAUCUCUGUGCCACACAAGAUAUCCCUGCUGGUACGACUAUAUAUGAAGGAGAAGGGAAAUUAGUACGUCUUUGUACCAAACCUUAUGUGAAAUUGAUGUGGAGUGAAGAGGACUACAAUCAAUUUUUACAUAAUGCUUGGCCAAUUGGUGGGGAUGGCCAUCACUACGCAUUGUGGGAUCUGGAAUCAUCCGAUUGGGGUGCGUUUAGUCAUUCAUGUAAUCCAAAUAUGGGAUUCGCAGCCAAUCGAUCACUUAAUAUUAUUGCCCUUCACGAUAUCAAAAAAGACGAUGAACUUACAAUGGAUUACCGUCUCUUCAUGGAUGAAACAAUGCCACCAUUUCGAUGCCACUGUAAAUCAAAAUCAUGUCAAGGAUGGAUCUCAUUUGGAAAGAGAGAAGAGGAAAAAAUAGUAUCGUGA
Molecule: messenger RNA, 1482 nt
Organism: Trypanosoma theileri
Lineage: Eukaryota; Euglenozoa; Kinetoplastea; Trypanosomatida; Trypanosomatidae
Exons: 1
Coding region: 1-1482 (493 amino acids)
Biological process (GO): peptidoglycan biosynthetic process
Molecular function (GO): ATP binding; D-alanine-D-alanine ligase activity; protein binding
Source: RefSeq, a predicted model, not a curated record